AUCAAAUUUCAUUCCUUCUUCUUCAUAAACGCUGCUAUUGCCGGAGGAAAAUCUAAGAGCAAAGCCUCCAAGAAGAAGACCAACCUCGAAGCUAUGACCUCUGCGCCCCAGCCGUUUCCCUAUCUAGACGGCUCAUUUCUUGAGUUCGGGUCGGAGGAAGAACUCACACGCUUCCUAACUCACUUCGCCAAGCGCCCGAUCUCUCCGCCUCGCGUGCUCCCAGAGUUGUUUCCCCAAGACAAAGGGUACCACGACCUCGAAAACCAACUCCAAGCGUCGGGUUUGUGGCCAUUUGUCUCCAAGAGCCGCUCGAGCUUCAAUCCCGCCUUCGUUCGGGCCUUCUACUCCAAUCUCCGCCGUGACGGGGACACCAUACGCAGCAGCAUCAAUCUCUAUGACAUAGAGAUUGAUUUGCCUACCUUUGCUCGGGUCGCAGGGCUGCCCAUCCGCAGUGACGACAUCACGACUUAUGGUGGCGACGAUUGGAUCCUCAACAAUGAGGCGAUCGUCAUUCGUGAGCUUGGGAUCACCAACUUGAUCCGACACAGCGGCGCGCCGACGAUUCACUCGGCCCCACCGGACAAGCGCCUCCUCCUCUACAUCAUCACCCGGAUUCUCCGCCCCCGGGACAGCAGCCAUACCUCGCUCUUCAACGAGGACUUGAAGGCGAUUCAUGCCAUCAUCCACGGCGCCUCCAUCAAUUGGGUGAAAUUCAUGAUGAUCCACAUGGCGGAUUGUGCCUCCAUCGCCACUGAGCGGAGCUUGCCAUACGCCUUCCUCGUCAUGGACCUCAUCAUCUCCGCCGACAUCUCCAUCGCUGGUCCGGAUACGAAGAUGACAAAGAUUUGGAUCAUUCAAGACAGCACCUUCCGGAAGAAGGCCUCUUUGCAAUCCAUAGCCGAUACUCUGAAUCGGCUAACCCUCAUAGUGGAUGGCAUGGGGCAGUCAAUUGAGCAGAUGGACUGGACAUUGCAACGCCAACACCAUGACAUGACGGCGUUCUUCCGCGGCAUCAACUACGUCCUGCCGCCCUUUGACACCACCUUCCUUGGUCAAAACUAUGAAGGCGAGGACGAGGAGGAUAACUCCUAUGCUCCGUCCUCCUCCCCCGACGAAGCCGACUUUGAAGAUGCGGUCGACGGCGAUCCCAUGGACGUCGAGGACGACGAGGAUGCCGAUGCUUAGACUAUUCUUUUCUCUUCUUACUAUGAUUGUAUUUUUAUUUCCAUUCCGUUGUAUUCCGCAUUUCCCUUUUUUAAUAAAAGUUUACUUUUAAAAUUCUAAAGUUUACUUUUAAUUCUUUUUGUUAAUGUCAAAAGGGGGAAGAUAUUAAGGUUAUGCAUAAAUUGAAGGGGAAUUU
Molecule: messenger RNA, 1360 nt
Organism: Cuscuta campestris
Lineage: Eukaryota; Viridiplantae; Streptophyta; Magnoliopsida; Solanales; Convolvulaceae
Source: the annotation of a GenBank genome assembly